GGCGUCUGUAAGUUGUACAGUGCACUUCCAGUUCCAGUUGUUUGAACUUGAAGCUGAUAACGUUGCCUUUUUGGUUUUAAUAUUUUUGUGUUUUAGUCUGGUCGUAGUAUAUCAGGAUAAAAUUACUUGGUUUGUAUCUUUUUAGCAGAUUGUAUUUGUGAAAUACCAUGGCGAGUUUGACUAAAGAACAGUUGAAAAACGAAUUAAUAAGCCACGGGGUUCAACCGCCCGUUCAAAGCGCCAGAAAGGAAGAAUUCGUUAAGCUUUAUGAGCAACACGUUGCCCCGAUUGCCGCCCAGAAAGGUGAUUUCUCCAGUGACGAGGAAGGCGAUGCUAUCAUCGAGCAAAGGGUUGAAGUGUCAAACAACAGUUUACUCUUCAACGGAUUGGACAUCACCACCAUUUCCGAUGAUGAUCUCUUUAGCCAACUGCAAUCAUUUGGCAUACCAGUGGGUCCCAUUGUUGACACUACUAGAUCGGUCUAUCAGCGAAAACUAGCAGCACUCUUGCAAAAUGGAACACAACCCCCUGUAGUUGAAGUUGAACAUACAAAUGGUAAUGGGGCUUCCCAUGAAGAAAAAUACUCUGAUUCAGAGGAUGAACCUCAGGAACAGAAAGAAGAUCAUCAGAAUAUUGAAAUAGUAGCAGAGCAUUUUGUACAACCCAGUUCAUCUACCCCUGUUCCUGCUCCUGCCCCUGUCCCUCUUAUAGCAGAUCCAAUUAUCUCCACUCCGGAACCGCUAACUGUGAUUCGUAAGCGGAUCGCAGAGCGACCCCCAUCUUCUGUUAGCGCUUUACCGUUGGUUGACCGUCAAGGUACGCCAACACCAAGGCCGAGCAUUCGAUCUGUCUCUAGCUCUUCCCAGUAUACUUACGAAUCUCGGCGCCGCGUAGAUGUGACCGAUGGCAGCGCAGCCAAGCCACUACCUUCCCAUUCGGGGUCCCCCCCUGUUAAACCCAAUAUCAUCCGUUACAUUUUGUUGCUAUUGGUACUUUUAGCAACCGCAUACAUAAUUUAUACUUUUGCAAGCUUCGGUCAAGUCAAGCAGUUAAUGGAGACAAUCAGACAAAGUGUAUCGCAGUACCUGGAGAAAGCAGAACAGGUUGCUGAGAAAAUCGACAAUGCCAAGCCUAAUCCUUUGCCGGAUGUCUAGUGUUUUCAAACAUAAAAAAGCCCCCGAAGCCGAACGCGUUAUUGAGCUGUAGUUCAACCCAUUUAUACUAUCUGUAAAAGCAUGAUUGGAAAUUGGAAUACUCCAUUCACUAUUUUUCUGGUUCAGUUGUUGUUCAUCACAUACCCAUUUUAACCUUACUGCUUGAUUUCAAGUAAACGUUUGCCCCAUCCCGAUCCAUAGGCAAACAGUCGGAAGAGGAUAUUCGAUCUUUAUUAUGUUCAAUUUGUAUUGGCUUCUUCUUUUCGGCCAGAAGCUCAAAUACACAUGUCCAAA
Molecule: messenger RNA, 1448 nt
Organism: Daphnia carinata
Lineage: Eukaryota; Metazoa; Arthropoda; Branchiopoda; Diplostraca; Daphniidae
Product: lamina-associated polypeptide 2-like
Exons: 5
Coding region: 168-1154 (328 amino acids)
Molecular function (GO): DNA binding
Source: RefSeq, a predicted model, not a curated record